Molecule: messenger RNA, 1533 nt
Organism: Nelumbo nucifera (sacred lotus)
Lineage: Eukaryota; Viridiplantae; Streptophyta; Magnoliopsida; Proteales; Nelumbonaceae
Source: RefSeq, a predicted model, not a curated record
AUGGAGAACAAAUCUGAAUUGAAAAGCAAAGAGAAAGAGGCUGAUACGGGUAUGUAUAAGAAAGCAAAUCCAUUUGUUAACAAGGAACUAUUGCAGAGCACAGAUAUUAGGGGAUCAGCUCUCCCCUCACUUGAAGAAGUUUUUGCCCGUCUUAAGAGGACAUCCAUUGARYCRGUGGAACAUUCUUCCUUCUCUGAUAGAUCUGGUUUGGUAGUGACUAAAGGGAGUGGUUGUGGAAGUAGAAGUGGUGGGGGCAGCAGUGGCCCUCCAAGCAACCGUGGUGGACACAUGUUUCACUGGGCCAAUGGCCGGACUAGAGGCCUUCCUUUUUUCUCUGAUGCCGGGGUUUCUUCUUAUCCCUCUGUGGUUCCUCUUCCUGUUCCGGUUGUAGACCCCCUUCCCGUAGCUCCCACUCCUACUGCAGAUGCACAUCAUAUGCCUGUUACUACAGAGAGGCUGCCAAUUACUCAAGUGUAUACCCGCAGAAGUGCUUUGGCUCCUCCUCCAUUUCAGCACCCGUCGACAGAUCCUACUACUGCUCCUUCUCCCUCAGAUCUUCAUCUCCCUAUUGCUUUGCGGAAAGGUAAACGUACUUGUACUUCUCAUCCCAUUUCAGACUAUGUUUCCAUUGCUCACCUUUCUGCUUCUCAUUGCAAGUUUAUAUCAUUACUCUCAUUGGUUCCCAUUCCCAAGACAGUACAGGAAGCCCUUACCUCUCUAGGGUGGCAGCAAGCCAUGGAAGAAGAACUCUCUGCCCUACAACAUAAUCAUACGUGGGAACUCACCACCCUUCCUCCUGGUAAGCACACUGUUGGGUGUAAAUGGGUCUAUACAGUGAAGCAUCUUCCUGAUGGUAGUGUGGAACGAUUGAAGGCACGGUUCAGUGAAGUGGUGAAGGCCUUUGGGAUGAAACAGUGUCAGGUUGAUCAUUCUGUGUUUAGCUAUAACUCAAAAGAUGGAAAGAUCUUGCUAGUCGUGUAUGUGGAUGAUAUUGUCAUAACUGGAAGUGACAGYAAUGGAAUUGAYAGGCUGAAAAAAUUCUUACAGGAYCACUUCAAUACAAAAGAUCUGGGGAAGCUAAAGUAUUUCUUAGGAAUAGAAGUUGCGAGGUCAAAACAAGGGAUCAACCUAUGUGAAGAGUUUGAUGAUCCUAGAAGAUACAGAAGGUUGGUGGGAAAGUUGAACUACCCGACCAUUACUCGACCAGAUAUAUCAUUUGCUGGUGCUCCAGGUCGUGGGUUGUUACACCAAAAGGGAGGAACUCUUGAGAUAGUAGGGUACACAGAUGCUGAUUGGGCUGGCUCUAUAUCAGACAGGAGGUCAACCACAGRGUAUUGUACCUUCCUGGGUGGMAAUCUUGUAACUUGGAAGAGCAAGAAGCAAAUAGUGGUGGCAAAAAGUAGUGCGGAAGCAGAGUACAGGGCUAUGGCCAAUACCACAUGUGAACUACUGGAUGCAGUCAGUAGUCUCAGGGUGUCUGGCACAAUUUUUGCCUUCGGGAAAGCCUGUCUUGUUUCAGGUAUCCAUUCUUAG